CCUCUAUCAGCCGUAAAGACAACGUUCUAAUCUAAAUAAUUUGUCGUAAUGUAUAAAAGCGCAACAGGUAGUCGCGCCCGAUCACUUACAUAAGUACCAUAUUUGUAAUAGUAUCGAUAAAACAAUGUUCAAGUUUUUGGUAUGGCACGUGCUGCUACUUGGCGUUUCUUGCGAACUCUUCAACCACGAACUCGGGUACCGUGUCGAAUAUGCACCGACGUACGACAAUUACAAACCGCGAGACUAUCACUUUAGUUAUGCCGUUUCUGACCCUCACACGGGAGAUCACAAGUCGCAAUGGGAGGUGAAGGAGAAUGGGGUAGUACGUGGGGCAUAUAGUCUACUAGAACCAGAUGGUACCACCAGAAUUGUUGAGUAUAUUGCAGACCAUGAUGGGUUUAGAGCCGUAGUCAAGAAAAUAGGUACCGCGAUUCAUCCCGAACCAGUUAUUACAGUACCGGAACAAAUAGUACCGGAAGUAGCACAUUUUAGGAGUUACGAUGGGCAAAUUUAUAACUACGCAAACUCGGCACCUCUAGUUUUACACAGUGGUCAUCAAACCGUUCAGGAAGUACCAGAAAUUGUACCCGAAUUAAGACCAGUUGAGGCAGUACCACACCCAACUAUUGAAGAGCAUAGACCGGUACUUACUCACAUACAUUUGCCUCAACCUCAAAUUGAGGUGGAACCAGCACGAAGUUUCGUUCAGGUGCACCAUCCUACUGAAAUUCCUAAACAUGAAGUACCUGAACCCGAAAUCAGACCCAUUGAGGCAGUACCACUAUUCCAACAUGAGAUCAGAGUUCCGGAACUAUCCCAACAUGAUAUUAGACCUAAUGAAGUACCAAUUGCCCAACAGUAUGGAAAAGUCGAAGCAAUACCGUUACACCAACACGAAAUCAGGGUACCGGAAGUACCACAUCACGAAAUUAGACCUAUUCUUCAAGAACCAAUUAGUCAACACUAUGGAAAAUACGAAGCAGUGUCAUUACCCCAACAUGAAAUCAGGGUACCACAUUAUGAAAUCAAACCACUUCUUCAAGUACCAAUUCCCCAUCAGUAUGGAUGUGGGCAAGCGGUACCUUUGCCUCAACAUGGAAUACGAACGAUUGAGCAAUACGCUCAGGCACCACAUUAUGGGAGAGUUGAAGCGGUACCAUUACCUUACCAUGAAAUAAGGGUACCGGAAGUACCCUUAGCACACCAGGAAGUUGAACUCGGUCACAGACGGGUCGAAGAGAUUCCACAACAUGGAAAUGAAAUUGGUCAAGGUCAAGUACCAUUGGAACCAGUGGGUCCUAGUUACAAAACUACAAUUGUUUAUGGUUUGACUGGAAAUCCAGAAGACGAUUCUCGCUACUCUCAACCAGAAGAAAAGUAUCACGCGUCGUAUUCUGAAAAAGUACCCAAACUAGUACCAGCACCAUCCAAGACCCAUUCUGACCACAAACGCGAAAGCCCCACCAAAGAAGAAUUUUUAAUCAUUUUUCCAGAUCGCUCCAAUUAAAAAAUUAUAAAAUUCCCUUAUUUUUUUGUAAAUAAAAUAAUUUUAACUAAUUUUUGUCUAAAUUAAAGGUUUUGUGUCUGUA
This is a messenger RNA of Tribolium madens (black flour beetle), 1589 nucleotides long. Its product is annotated as titin-like. Lineage: Eukaryota; Metazoa; Arthropoda; Insecta; Coleoptera; Tenebrionidae. The coding region runs from base 125 to 1507 and encodes 460 amino acids. The record is from RefSeq and is a predicted model, not a curated record. Gene Ontology annotation, cellular component: extracellular matrix. The transcript has 3 exons.